Molecule: messenger RNA, 3452 nt
Organism: Hemicordylus capensis (graceful crag lizard)
Lineage: Eukaryota; Metazoa; Chordata; Lepidosauria; Squamata; Cordylidae
Gene: SLC35E3
Product: solute carrier family 35 member E3
Exons: 5
Coding region: 16-1209 (397 amino acids)
Cellular component (GO): Golgi apparatus
Molecular function (GO): nucleotide-sugar transmembrane transporter activity; antiporter activity
Source: RefSeq, a predicted model, not a curated record
GGUAAUGGUCGCUACAUGGCAUCUAACGGGAAAAGAGCUGCGCAGGGUCCCGGCUGGGAUUCUCUGCCAGGGAGGGACCCUCUCGCCCGCCCGCCCGCCUGUGGCACCGGAAGAUCCUGCGCCCGGAACCACGUGGCUUGGUCGUGGUGGGCGGGCCAGAAGGAGGCGGUGGUGGCGGCGGUGGCGGCUAGUGCUGCUGCUGCUGCCGCCUGCCCGGGCGCGGUGGCUGCUCCUGCUGCUCCCGUGGUUGUGGACGUGGAGCUGGGUACGGGCUCCAGCAUGGGCUGGGUGCCCGAGCGGGGCCGGCUAGCGGCGGGACUGCUGGUGAACCUGGCGGCGUCCAUCUGCAUCGUCUUCCUGAACAAGUGGCUGUACGUGUGGAUGGGCUUCCCCAACCUGAGCCUGACCCUGGUGCACUUCGCCGUCACCUGGCUGGGGCUGCACGUUUGCCAGAUGCUGGGCGUCUUCGCCCCCAAGAGCCUGCGGCCCCGCCAGGUGCUGCCUUUAGCCCUCAGCUUCUGCGGCUUCGUGGUGUUCACCAACUUGUCUCUGCAGAACAACACCAUCGGCACCUAUCAGCUGGCCAAGGCCAUGACCACGCCGGUCAUCGUGCUCAUCCAGACCGUGGCUUACGGCAAGACUUUCCCCACCCGCAUCAAACUCACCCUGAUUCCUAUCAGUUUAGGAGUUUUCCUAAACUCCUAUUAUGAUGUGAAAUUUAAUUUUCUUGGAAUUAUAUUUGCUACUCUUGGUGUUCUAGUUACAUCUCUUUAUCAAGUGUGGGUAGGAGCAAAGCAACAUGAGCUGCAGGUUAAUUCGAUGCAGUUGCUGUACUAUCAAGCCCCAAUGUCUUGUGGCAUGUUGUUGUGUGUUGUACCUUUCUUUGAACCAGUAUUUGGGGAAGGUGGAAUAUUUGGACCCUGGACAACUUCUGCUGUGUUUAUGGUGGUGCUCUCUGGAAUAAUAGCCUUUAUGGUGAACUUGUCUAUCUACUGGAUCAUUGGGAAUACUUCACCAGUCACCUACAAUAUGUUUGGACACUUCAAAUUCUGCAUUACCCUCAUGGGAGGGUACCUCCUAUUUAAGGACCCUUUGUCAAUUAAUCAAGGCCUUGGGGUUAUAUGUACAUUGCUUGGUAUUUUAGCUUACACUCACUUCAAACUUAGCGAGCAGGAUGGGAGUAAGAGCAAGCUGGUUCAGCGUCCAUAAAUGGAAUAUUGAUGUGGAUUGUGAACAAGACAUAAUAUGCACUGAUCUUAAAACAAGCAAACUGGCUGGAAUCGAAAACAGAUUAUUCAUGUUGUGUUCUUUUUUUAAAAAAUGAAGGCACUACAUAAACUCAGCUUUUACUAUAUUGAUCCAUUGUUCUGUUACUUGUAAAUGGUUUAUAUAAAGGACAUUCAUUAUUACAGUGGCAAUUCUAUGAAAAUUUUCCUGUUUAUACCAAACGAACUCAAGAAACAAGAGACAUUAAGCGCCAAAGGAAUUCAUUUUGCUCUUCAGAUCACAUCAGUAUUACCAUGGUUAGAAAGUCUAUUAGAGAGGAGACUGUAUGAAGAUAUUGAGAAGUCAGGUGAACUUGUUCCUUCUUGAUCUGGCUAACAAUAGGAAAACAAUUUGUCCUUUUCGGUUUCUUAACAGGACUUUACAAAUGCAAGGGGUACUUUUUUCGGCUUAAAAUUUGAAUAGAAGUAGUAAUUUCAUAGUAAAGUUGUGCCAUCGAGUCGGUGUCGACUCAUGGCGACCACAGAGCCAUGUGUUUUUCUUUGGUAGAAUACAGGCACUGAAUGUUUAAUUAGCCACUGAGCAAAAUUCUGGCAUUUGAGCACUAUUAAAGCUAGAACAUUCUGAUCUUUUUACAGCUUGACCAGAUUUCUGAACUUAGAAAACAUUUUGUAGCUCAUUGGAGAGCUGGCUUUUGUACUCUAAAAUAUUCCCCACCCACAAACACACACACCGGCCCCACUUCAGGGCCCGAUAAUGGCAUAUACAAGAAGGCAGAUGCCGGUCAGUCAAGUUGUUUUUCUUCCAACACCUUAUUCCUAACAUGCAAGGCUGGAUCACACAUUAUGUAGAGCCAAACCUUGACUUUGCACAAUAUCUGAAGCCCUGUUCAAAUAUUAUGUUGUAUGAGUGUAUAGACUUCUGUACACUUGUACAUGUGCUUGUGUGAAUGAUGGCACCUGCUGUUAUUUAAAAAGUGAACCUGGGUACAGGCCCCUCAUUUGCAUGGUACAGAUAAAUGUACUGCAGUACCUUUGUUCAGCAUAAGUUAUAAAUAACUGUACUUGAAUGCAGAUCUGUACCUGUGCAUGCUGUACACUCGUAUAAGUGUCCAACAUAAUGUCUGGAUAGGGCUUCAGAGCCUCAGGAGUGCAUGCUCCUCUCCCCUUCAGAUGUGAGCCUCCAUAGAAUUCUACUUCAUUGUCAUUAGAAACAAGCCACCAACUGAUUCUGACUUAUUCUGAUCUGAGGUCUUAAAAUAAACCGUGCAAUGAACCCAACUUCCAGCCGUGGGUUUAGCUCAUGGUUUUAUUUUAAGACUGCUGGUUAGAAUAAACCAGGAUCACUUGGUUUGAACAUUACAACCACCCCAUCUUGUUUCUAGUCACUGUUUUUCUGAGGCAUGCAAAGCAGGGUGGGGAGCAUGUGCUCCUGAAGCUCUGAGAUGUCACACGAGUGUGAUGUCUCAAUAGUCCCAAUGUGUAGGACUUGGCUAGCUGUAAUAGUAUCCUGCCCUCACCAUAAUUAUAGAGGUGAAGGUAAAACCUGGAAUAAAUUGAACAAACAGCAUAUGUCAUGGCUUGAGGGGGUGGGGAGAAUGAUGGCUGGUUUAAAUUAUGGUAAGUAUUCCUUAUAUGGGAUCCAGAACUUCAACUAUAAUAGGAGAAAGCUAUCCUGUGGACUAGUAAUGUAACUUCCAAACAGUAACUCGUAUUCAUGAAAAUGCCAGCUGCAGGGUUGUUCCUGAUUUAGAAGCAGUGUUCAUUCUUCAGGAAAUCAUUAUGUAACCCUUUUGAAAAACAAGCUCACUCACUGAUGUCUCAAAAAGUCCUUGCUGCCUGUCUGUCUUGCCAUAUUCUGGUGACUUGCUACUUUUAUACAGGGAACAAGCCCCAAGGAUUCAUGAAGAAUUGUGUGCCUCUGCUGGGAAGCAGAUGCCAGUUGUGACAAGACUGAAGCCCUAGAUGCAAGCUCUGAUAUAAAGCUAAAAGACUGUGCUUUCAAAGGGAAUUUGGCUUGGGAGAGAGUAUAGCUUUUUCCCUCAGAAGCUACAAAGUCCGUUUUACCAACACAUAAUCACAUUUAAAAACAUGGUUUUUGUUGAAAAAUUCACUGCUGAAAGUGGAAGAAUUUCACGUAUGGUGUCUGUAUUGUAUUUUGGUUUAGCCCAUGUGAUUUUAAGGAAAUUUAAUACAAACAGAAUUAAAUAAAAAAGUUUUAAAGCUGAA